Punctularia strigosozonata HHB-11173 SS5 is the source of this 207-nucleotide messenger RNA. RefSeq lists its product as uncharacterized. The transcript has 4 exons. Lineage: Eukaryota; Fungi; Basidiomycota; Agaricomycetes; Corticiales; Punctulariaceae. The record is from RefSeq and is a predicted model, not a curated record. Gene Ontology annotation, cellular component: cytoplasm. Gene Ontology annotation, biological process: actin cytoskeleton organization. The coding region runs from base 1 to 207 and encodes 68 amino acids.
AUGCAUCCGUACGGCGGAACGCCCAUCUGUCCACGAUGUAACAAAGCGGUUUACGCCGCGGAGCAGGUGAUGGGCCCGGGGAGAAAGCUGUAUCAUAAGCCUUGUCUAUCAUGUAUGAUCUGCAAGAAACGGCUUGACUCGUACAACCUUGUGGAACACAAUCAUGAAGUAUGCUUUCCAUCCCUGCCGGCGGAAACGUUCGAUUGA